Messenger RNA from Rubroshorea leprosula, 1079 nucleotides. Lineage: Eukaryota; Viridiplantae; Streptophyta; Magnoliopsida; Malvales; Dipterocarpaceae. The record is from the annotation of a GenBank genome assembly.
CGAGUCUGGUUGCCAGCGCUUCCCUUUCAACAAUUUCACAUACUGUUUAACUCUCUUUUCAAAGUGCUUUUCAUCUUUCGAUCACUCUACUUGUGCGCUAUCGGUCUCUGGCCAAUAUUUAGCUUUAGAUGAAAUUUACCACCCAUUUUGAGCUGCAUUCCCAAACAACUCGACUCGUCGAAGGAGUUUCACAUAGGCCCUACCGCGGUCGCAGACGGGAUUCUCACCCUCUCUGACAUCCUGUUCCAAGAAAUUUAGACCACAGCGGUACCCGAAACAUCCUCUACAAAUUACAACUCGGACCGUAAGGCCAGAUUUCAAAUUUGAGCUGUUGCCGCUUCACUCGCCGUUACUGAGGCAAUCCCUGUUGGUUUCUUUUCCUCCGCUUAUUGAUAUGCUUAAGUUCAGCGGGUAUUCCUACCUGAUCCGAGGCCACGGUUCUCCCCCGAGGCCUUGCGGACAACGGGGGGGCGUGAAGAAGGAUAAUGACGCUCGAACAGGUAUGCCCUUCGGAAUACCAAAGGGCGCAAUGUGCGUUCAAAGAUUCGAUGACUCACGGAAAUUCUGCAAUUCGCAUUACUUAUCGCAUUUCGCUGCGUUCUUCAUCGAUGCCAGAACCAAGAGAUCCCCGAAACACCUCCCAACCAAGGGCACAGCACCGUCCCCGCGAAGGGACAGACCGCCCAAGGUCAUCCAAUUGCCCCCACUGAGUGCUUCAAGGGAUGGUCCGCCACCAUACCCGGUCGGUUGGGGAACCCCCAACAACCCCAGGACGGUUGCAUACAACCCUCAAAAGGAGGACCCCGGAACAGGAUCACGCCGACCGCCAGUCAUCCACAGACCUCAUAACCACCCCUCGACAAAGUCUAGGGGACAGUUUCAGACCGUUCGAUCGUCCACCACCUCCCUUAGGGAACCCCAGGGGGAGAUGGUGAAGCCGUCGGGCCAGGCCACCCUCCUCGGAUCGGAGCCAAAGACUCGACCAAAGGGGGACGACCGUUCAAGCGCGGGACCGGACAAUAAUUGUACGGGUUGUGAGGAUAUUGGUUUCGCAGAUGCCCUCCCACAGGGCACGAAUG